GCAGGCUGAGCUCCAGGUUGAUGUGGUUGAACUCCCGUCGCAGGGUGCCGCGGGGUCCCUUCACGAUCACCGUCCGCCCCUUCAGCCUCACCUCGACUGCAAAACACAGCGCAAACACGGCGUUGCACGAAAACGGAUUCGACGUCAGGCCUGACGGGCGACAGAGGGGAUCAGCGGAGCUAACUAACUAACUAACUCCGUAUCCCAUAACACACAUGAGGGAAAGGCUAAAUACGAGCACUGUGGUGAAGACCAAAGCAGUCGCUCAUCGAGAUUAGCUGCAGCGCCGGAGAGGGUAGACUGACUGACGGCUGGCGGUGAAAUCAUGGCGCUGGUCAAGCAAAGCUGUGUUAUUGCUGGUCGUUUCUCCACUAAUCACCUGUGGUUGAGUCCCAAAUGCAACUCGUAUGUGUGUGUCAGCGGCCUGACGACAGCUGCCAAAUCCUCCCCAAUUCGGUCUGACAGAAAGAAGGAGUUGUUGAGUGAUGACGGGCCUGAUCUACAGGACUUCAUCUCCGGUGACCUGUCAGAGAGAAGCAAGUGGGCAGAGUACAAAGGCAAUCUGAAGAGAGAGAAGGGAGAACGGCUGAGGCUUCCUCCAUGGCUGAAGACAGAGAUCCCAAUUGGCAAGAACUACAACAGACUAAAGAAUACACUUAGAGGCCUCAACCUGCACACAGUAUGUGAGGAGGCUCGGUGUCCUAACAUUGGGGAGUGCUGGGGAGGAGGAGAGUACGCCACGGCCACAGCCACCAUCAUGUUGAUGGGAGACACGUGUACUCGGGGGUGCAGAUUCUGCUCGGUGAAGACAGCCCGCCAGCCCGCUCCUCUGGACCCGAAUGAGCCCUACAAUACAGCCAAGGCCAUCGCUGCCUGGGGGCUGGAUUAUGUGGUUCUCACCUCGGUAGACAGAGACGAUGUCGCUGAUGGAGGGUCGGCGCACUUUGCCAAGACAGUUUCUCACCUGAAAGAAAGAAACCCUCAGAUCCUGGUUGAAUGUCUGACUCCUGAUUUCCGUGGCGACCUGACAGCAGUGGAGAGGAUCGCUCUGUCAGGCCUGGAUGUGUACGCCCACAAUGUGGAAACAGUCCGUGAGCUACAGAGAUAUGUUCGAGACCCCAGAGCGAACUUUGACCAGUCAGUGAGUGUGCUGAAACACGCUAAAAAGGUCAAUCCCACUGUGCUCACCAAGACCUCCAUCAUGCUGGGGCUGGGGGAGACUGACCAACAGAUAAGGAACACCUUGACGGAGCUGCGGGAGGCAGGAGUAGACUGUCUAACAUUGGGUCAGUACAUGCAACCCACCAAACGCCACCUCAAGGUGGAGGAAUAUGUGACACCAGAGAAGUUUGCCCACUGGGAGAAGGUUGGAAACGACAUGGGGUUCGUCUACACUGCCAGUGGACCCCUGGUGCGAUCCUCUUACAAAGCAGGAGAGUUCUUCCUGAAGAAUCUGCUGGAGAAGAGAAAGGCAGAAGCCACAGUGGCAGAGUAAAAAGAGAAAGGCAUGGAGCACCCAGCGGCUCCUACAGGCUGCCCUCAAUCCUCCUCUUAGGCCGCCUCCUGUCUCCAUUCUCUCUCUGCUUGUCUGCUUUUAAAUUCCCAACACUGUCAUUAUUGUUGUAUAGCUGUAGCUGGAACACGCACAAUGUUUUAGUACACAUAUCAAAGGCUGUGGAAGCCACAGAGGCGCUCCAACAAUAUGACAUCUGCCCAGGGUAGAGGAUGACCCUACCCAAGACUCACCUGAUUAAUUGAGGAAUGGAGGCUACACUUGCCUUCUAAAUUACCUUCCGUUUCUACACACGUCCUCUGCCAUGCAGUCGAGAGCUCAGAGGUGAAGAGAUGAAAGAGGAGGUCAAACAUCAGUCAGGAGCCUUACAGCAAGAUAAUGUGGGCCUAGACUUCUCCCUAGUGACCAAGGCAGUAAUAAAAGAUGGCCCAGGUGUGAGCCACUGUUGUAAUUCUGAAUCUUUGCACCUCAGGGCCCCCUUAAACCCUCCCAGCCACCACCACCCCCGCCUUCCCCUCAGGGAGCCCUGAACCUCUGGUUGGGAACCACUGAUCUUUAUCAGCAGCCAGAGGUCUGCAUGGGAGCAGUUGAGGCAAUGAACCUGUAAUUUCAGCACUAAUAAAAUGAUUAAGUUUGUGAACUAAAUAACAUUUGACCUUUGUCUUAUACCUGUGAGCCAAAGCCAUUAUGAUAUAAACUGAACCCUAUAUGAAAUGUUCUUUGUGCAGAAAUAAUGUAAUUAAUAUAACAUGCAGAAAUUAUUAAAAUUACAUUUACUGGUUUGGA
Myripristis murdjan (pinecone soldierfish) is the source of this 2299-nucleotide messenger RNA. It is a transcript of the gene lias, whose product is annotated as lipoic acid synthetase. The transcript has 13 exons. Gene Ontology annotation, biological process: lipoate biosynthetic process. Gene Ontology annotation, molecular function: lipoate synthase activity; 4 iron, 4 sulfur cluster binding. The record is from RefSeq and is a predicted model, not a curated record. NCBI's taxonomy places the organism in Eukaryota, Metazoa, Chordata, Actinopteri, Holocentriformes, Holocentridae. Bases 326 to 1495 code for a protein of 389 amino acids. Gene Ontology annotation, cellular component: mitochondrion.